Phytophthora sojae is the source of this 171-nucleotide messenger RNA. RefSeq lists its product as hypothetical. The record is from RefSeq and is a predicted model, not a curated record. The transcript has a single exon. Gene Ontology annotation, molecular function: ATP hydrolysis activity; ATP-dependent DNA damage sensor activity. Gene Ontology annotation, biological process: mismatch repair. The annotation marks the transcript as partial. NCBI's taxonomy places the organism in Eukaryota, Oomycota, Peronosporomycetes, Peronosporales, Peronosporaceae. Gene Ontology annotation, cellular component: mismatch repair complex.
CCUCCAGUGAUCACGAGGCUGCUGCACUCACGCGCGUGUCGAAGCGCUAUCAUGUUUGGCGAUCAUUUGACCACUGGACAAUGCAAAGAGUUGAUCGAGGAGCUGAAGACUUGCCAGCUGCCCUUCCAGUGUGCUCACGGUCGACCUUCAGUCGUUCCGCUUGCCGAGAUC